AUGAAAAUUAAAUUUUUUCGAUAUGUUUUAACAAUAGAUGAACAAUCAGAAGAAAAUAAAAAAGAAGUUGCCAUAGAUCAACAAGUUGUUAAUGAUACAAAUAGUGAUAUCAGUAGUAAUAGGGAUAGUUUAAAUAUUGAAGAUGAACAACAAAAAGAAUCAUCAUCGUCAUUAUCAUCAUCAUCAAAUAAUACCACCACAACUACUGCCACUACUACUUCUCCUACUACUACUGCAACAACAACAACAACAACAGCAACAACAUCAACAACAGAUGAAUCAGAAACAACAAAUUCAACAACACCAACAUCAGCAACAUCAACACCAGAUUCAAUGAUUACACCAACUAAAUCAAAAGGAUCAUCAAAUAAAUUGAAUUCAAAAGAAGAUAAGAAUUUAAAGAAACAAAAACAAAAAGAGGAAAAAGAAAGAUUAGAAAUGGAGAAACAAAAACAAAAAGAAGAAAAAGAACAAAAGAUUAAAGAUGAGAAAGAACGUUUAGAAAUGGAAAAACAAAAACAAAAAGAAGAAAAAGAACAAAAGAUUAAAGAUGAAAAGGAACGUUUAGAAAUGGAAAAACAAAAACAAAAAGAAGAAAAAGAGAAAUUAAAAGAAGAAAAAGAAAAAUCUAAAAGGGAACAAAAAGAAAAAGAAAAAGAAAAAGAAGAUAUUACUGAACAAAAAGAUAAAGAUUCAACACCAACUAAAGUACAAUUAACUAGAGAACCAUCUGUAAUUUCAAAGAUAUUCUCUGUUAAAAAAUCAAAUUCAUUAAUUAUUGAAAGAUCAACUUCACCAGUUCAAAUUGAUUCAUCACCAAGUAAAUCAUUUAUAGAGAGUAAUAAUAAUAAUAAUAGUAGUAGUAAUAAUUUAGCGAAUAAUACAACAGAUAGAAAUAGUAUAAGUUCAGAAGAUGCAAAUAUAAUACAGAAUAAUACAACAGAUUCAAAUAUUGAAAAUAAUGAAACAACAAAUAAUAAUAAUAAUAGUAAUGGUAGUAGAACAUCAACACCAACACCAAUUAAUAGUGAAGGUAUUGAAAAAUCAAUAUCAUCAAGUGAUUUAAGUAAUAUAACAACAACUACAACAACAACAGGUAGUGGAGGAUUAAAUACAUCACCAUCUACAGAGAAUAUAAAUGUUGGUGGUGGAACAGAUAGUGGUACAACUACUACAACAACAAAUAAUAAUAAUAAUAAUUCAACAAAUAAUUUAGUUGGUGAUAAAACAGAAUUAUCAUCAGGAUCAUCAGUUAUAUCAUCACCAAAUGGUGGUACAAAGAGAGAAGUUGUAAUUAAAGUUACAAGAGCAUUUGCACAAGUUAUACAUCAAAAUGUAAUGAAAGAAGAAGGUGAAAAUAAAAUGAGAAACAUGGUAAUUAAUGAAAUUAUUAAUACAGAGAAAGAUUAUAUAGCAGAUUUAAAUAUAAUUGUAAAUUUUAUAUUGACACCAUUAAAGGAGUCAAAGAUUAUACCCGAUAAAGAUAUUUCAAUAAUAUUUUCAAAUAUUCAAUUACUAUUGAAUGUAAAUAAAGAGUUGUUAAGUGACCUCUUACAAAAAGCACCAGAUGAGAAACCAAAUCAUACAGUUGGUACAUGUUUUAUCUAUUUCUUUAAAUAUUUGAAAAUCUAUAGUGGUUAUUGUGCAAAUCAGACCAUUUCAGCCGACCAUAUUGCACGUUGUAGUAAAAAGAUACCAUCAUUUAAACAGUUUCUAGAGGAGAAACAAGCAAGUACAGAAUGUAGACAAUGUAAUUUAGAGAGUUUUCUAAUUAAACCAGUUCAACGUCUUUGUAAAUAUCCAUUACUACUAAGAGAACUCAUAAAGAAUAGUUGUGAAGGUCAUCCGGAUUUAGCGAAUCUAGAGAAAGCAUACACUGAAAUUCAAGAGGUGGUUCUCUCUGUUAAUGAAAGUAAAAGAAAAGCUGAAAUUCAUCAAAAAAUGUAUAAAAUUCAUGAAAAAUUACAAGCACCCGAGAAAUUUGUAUUCUUCACUCCAACUCGUUACUUGAUUCGUGAAGCAACUUUUGGUGAAUUAACCGAGGAAAAAGAUAAAAUCUCUGGUAGAAUGCAUUAUUAUCUCUUUAAUGAUAUUAUUAUGAGAACUCAAAAAGAUAAGAAAUCAAUUCGUCUCGAAACUCUAUUCAUCAUUGCCUCUACAAAUGUUGAUGGCGAGGAGAAUAGAGGUAGUUCAUUUUGUAAUACCUUUGAAAUUAGUCAACCUGGUACCACCGGUAGAAGAUUCACAUUGGUUGCAGAUUCUUACGAACAAAAAAUGGAAUGGUUCACUGAUUUGGAUGAAUUAAUUAAACCACAUCGUGAAGAAUAUUCUAGAAAUGCUGAUAAAGUUUUAGAUCAUAUUAAAAGAAGUACAAUUGCAACUACUAAUCCUUCUUCAAAUGGUAUCUCUUCUGAUUCUCCAAAAUCAUUACAUAGAACUCAAACUGCUGCUGGUGCAUUACAACAACAACAACAACAAUCAAAACCAGUUCAUGCAAUUCCUUCAAAACCAUUACCACCUCCACCACCAAAAUCAAAAUCUUCUGCAACAAUUACACCUACUACCACUACUACUAAUACUACAGUUGUUAUUGAUGAACCACCAACAAUUGUUGAUUCAGCUUCAACACCAUUACCAUCACAAACACCAAUUGCAAAACCAAGACCAACUUCAACUAUAAAGAAAACAUUUAUAACAAAUUCAAAUCAAACAUCAUCCCCACAACAACAACAACCUGCCACAACUGAACAAGCACCACCAAUUCCAUCAAGACAACAAAGACCAUUAUCUGUAACACCAACCACUACUCCUACUCCUUCUCAACCUGUAAUAACACAACAAAAUGAAAAUAAUAAUACUGUACCAACAAAAACAACAAGACCCUUACCUAAACCAGGUUCAUUUACAGCACCUGCUCCUGUAUCAACAUUAAUAAAUAAUAAUAAUACUUCAAAUUCUUCAACAACAACAACAACUACAACAACAACAAACCAACCAGCUAAACCAAUUGCUUUCCCAUCAAAAUUAUCAAAUUUGAAACAAGCAGCACCAAAUAAUAGUGCAAGAUCUGCAUCAACAUUUGUACCAUCAACAUCACAUUCCUCUUUUGUACCUUCUUCUGUAAAAAAUAAUACUAAUAAUAAUAAUAUAACUAAAGAUGAUCUUUCAUUACCAUCAUCUGCCAAUAAUAAUAAUAAUAAUAGCAAUACUGAUUUUACAACACCUCCAACUGGUAAACCAAGAGUUAUGCCAUUACCACCACGUGGAGGUAGUGCUGUUAAUGUUGCUGUAAAUAAUAAUAAUAAUAUUAAUAAUAAUUCACCUGUUCCAUUUCCACCAACAACAAAUACAACAACUCCAACUGCAACACCACCACAUUCACCACAAACAUCAGAUCUCAAUCUUACUAAAAAACCAAUCAUUCCACCAAGAAAAUAA
Messenger RNA from Dictyostelium discoideum AX4, 3438 nucleotides. RefSeq lists its product as hypothetical. The record is from RefSeq and is a predicted model, not a curated record. Gene Ontology annotation, biological process: intracellular signal transduction. The coding region runs from base 1 to 3438 and encodes 1145 amino acids. Gene Ontology annotation, molecular function: guanyl-nucleotide exchange factor activity. NCBI's taxonomy places the organism in Eukaryota, Evosea, Eumycetozoa, Dictyosteliales, Dictyosteliaceae. The transcript has a single exon.